This is a messenger RNA of Alternaria alternata, 3409 nucleotides long. RefSeq names its product heat shock protein 70-like protein-like protein. Gene Ontology annotation, cellular component: endoplasmic reticulum chaperone complex. The coding region runs from base 261 to 3311 and encodes 1016 amino acids. Gene Ontology annotation, biological process: cellular response to hypoxia; endoplasmic reticulum unfolded protein response; negative regulation of hypoxia-induced intrinsic apoptotic signaling pathway. The transcript has 2 exons. The record is from RefSeq and is a predicted model, not a curated record. Lineage: Eukaryota; Fungi; Ascomycota; Dothideomycetes; Pleosporales; Pleosporaceae. Gene Ontology annotation, molecular function: ATP-dependent protein folding chaperone; ATP binding.
CGGAACAGGGUAGCUCGACCCCAAGUACAUUUACUACGAAACCGCCCGCCGAUUACACGACAAGAGGAAACACGGUUUCGACCGACACUUCAUUCACACCGCUUUUUCUUGGGAUAGAUUCCCAAUCCUUCUCUUUUCUUCUAUCGAGGCUUGCUACUCGAAUACAUACCCUGCUCCUUCCCCGCGACGCACAUCCCACUACAACCCUCCCGCGCCUGCACGUUAACGACACAUUGCACUCUCCCACACCACCACACAUCAUGGCGCCACCCGGACGCCGGAGAGGUAACCUCUCGCCCGGAACAAUCCUCCUCGGUCUCUUUUUCCUCUUCUCGUCCACCGCAUCCGCCGCCUCAGCAGUGCUGGGUGUCGAUCUGGGCACCGAAUACAUCAAAGCCGCACUAGUAAAGCCUGGCAUUCCCCUCGAAAUCGUCCUCACCAAAGACUCGAAACGGAAAGAAACAUCGGCCGUUGCCUUCAAGCCAUCGAAAGGCGGUGCGCUUCCCGCUGGCUCCUUCCCCGAACGCUUCUACGGCGGCGACGCGAUUGCGUUGCAAGGACGAUUCCCAGGCGAUGUAUACCCUAACCUGAAACACCUUCUUGGUGUAUCGAGUGAGAGCGACAUUGUGGGCACGUACAAGGAGAGAUACCCCGCGUUGGAGGUUACAGGCACAGAGGGUCGCAAGACGGUCAGCUUCCAGAGCGGCGUUUUCUCAGAGGAUAAAUCAUACACAGUCGAGGAACUAUUGGCGAUGGAGUUAAAGAACGUCAGAGAGAACGCAAAGGCGCUCGCAGGCAAGGGAUACGAUAUCCAGGACGUUGUCUUUACCGUCCCGGCCUUUUACACGGUAGAUGAGAGGCGUGCACUUGAGAUUGCCGCAAGAUUGGCUGGUCUCAAAGUGCUUAGCGUCGUGUCGGAUGGUCUGGCUGUUGGUCUCAACUACGCUACAGGCAGGACAUUCCCUGAUGUCACAAAGGAUGGCAAGCCGGAGAUCAACCUGGUCUUCGAUAUGGGUGCUGGAUCUUUGUCUGCUACUAUUCUCAAGUUCCAAGGCAGGACUGUCAAGGACGUUGGAAGGCGCAACAAGACUAUCCAGGAGGUUCAGGUUAUGGGCACUGGAUGGGACAGGACUCUUGGAGGUGAUGCGCUCAAUUCGCUCAUUGUCGACGAUAUGGUGGCUACUUUCGUUGAGCUGCCUGCUGCCAAGAGCGCUUCUUUCACCGCCGACAAGGUCAAGACCCAUGGACGUACCGCUGCGAAGCUCUUCAAGGAGGCUGAGAGGGUUCGUCAGAUGCUCAGCGCCAACAAGGAGACCACAUCCUUUUUCGAGAGCUUCUACGAGGAUGUUGACUUCCGAUACAAACUCCCUCGCGCUAGGUUCGAGGAGCUUGCCGCUACCUAUGCCCAACGCAUCGAUGGACCCAUCAACAAGGCUCUAGAAGCUGCUGGACUCACAUUCGCUGACAUCGACUCCGUUAUCGUUCACGGUGGCGCAAGCCGUACACCUUUCGUCCAGGCUCGUCUCGAGGCUGUCGCAGGCAAGAGUAAGAUCAGGGCGAAUGUCAACGCCGACGAGGCCGCCGUAUUCGGUGCUGCUUUCAAGGCCGCUGGUCUCAGCCCGUCUUUCCGCGUCAAGGAGAUUCGUGACUCGGAUACCCAGGGCUACAACCACGGUUACCAGUACAUGUUUAACAUGAAGGACCGCGACCAGAAGAUCUUCACCCCCAGCACCAAGCUUGGAGCGACCAAGGAUCUGCCAUUCCAGAUGAUGGGCGAGUUUGAGUUCACCAUGUACCAGGCCAUCCCUGGUGCUAACGGCGAGGUGUCAAAGGAGCCCACUCUUCACUUCCAGAGCGGCAACCUGACUCAGGUUGUUACAAACAUGAUCAACGACGACAAGUGCGACCGUGAUUCCUUUAACAACUACGUACAAGUCAGGCUUAGCCCUGUUACCGGUACUCCUGAAGUCUUGUCCGCGUGGGUUACCUGCGAGACUGAGAGCGAGGAGGUCAAGGGCGGGAUUGUUGAUGGCGUCAAGAACCUGUUUGGAAUGGGUGGCAAGAAGGACCAGGAGCCGUUAAAGGAGAGUGAGAGCUCGUCUUCUUCGUCCGCUUCCAAGUCGUCUUCGAAAUCUUCUUCGUCUUCGUCUUCGGCGGGUACCGAGAGCACUGAUGCUGCGAAGGCUGGCGAGAAGAAGAUUAAGACCAUUCGAUCGGCAAUUACAUACGAUGUUGAGCAGCUAGGAUACAAGAAGUUCCCUCGUAAGGAGCUGAAGAGGAUGCAAGACAGGCUCGCUGCUUUCGAUUCGUCAGACAAGUCUCGCCGCGUUCGCGAAGAGGUCUUGAACUCGCUUGAAGCCUUCACUUACCGUGCCCGUGAUUACAUUGAGGAUGAGUCGUUCAUCGGUGCUUCCACCUCUGCUGUCCGCUCGACACUCGAGACGACGCUCGAAGCCGCUUCAGAGUGGAUGUACUCUGGCGGAGCAGAUGCAGAUGAGAAGACUCUCAGAAGCAAGUUAAAGGAGCUUGAGGACAUUGUCAACCCCGUUCUCAAGCGCAAAGACGAAGCUUCCAAGCGUCCUGACGCCAUCAAAGAACUCAAGGAUACCAUCGCUCACAUCAAGGAAGUCGAGCAGCUAGUGGAUGGCCAGAUCAAGACGCAAUCAGCCGAGAGCUCCAAGAGCAGUGAAGCAGUAUCUAAGGCUUCUGCUGACGCUGCCGCCUCGCCAUCUACCGACCCUAUGGACGAGCUUGACGACGAAGCAGAUGCACCCGCCGCACCUGAAAUCACUGAAGUUCCUACUGUUUACACGGAAGACGACCUAAAGACUGUCCAGGACUACGCCUCAAAAGCACAAGCAUGGCUUGACGAGAAUGAGGCUAAGCAGAGCAAACUCACACCCACCGACGAUCCGGCUUUUACCGUCAAGGACAUUCUUGCUGAGAAGAAGAAGCUAGAUGACGUCGUCAUGGACAUGAUGAUGAAGAAAAUGAAGCACUUCAAGCCUCCGACGCAAUCUUCCAAGUCGAAGACUACGAAGGCCAAGGCGACAAAGUCCAAGGCCAAGAAAUCGGCCACCAAGACUAAGAAGGCAACCAAGGAAACCGAGAAGCCUGCUGCGGCAGAACAUCCUCACCCGGACUCUCAACAGCAGGUCGAGGACAUGGAGAAUGGAGACAUCAAACAUCAGGCGCAUGGGGGUGAAGCGCCCAGUCAGCAGGAGAUUGAGGAAGCAUUGAGGAAGGCGGGCAUCUACGCUGAGAAUGCGGAGAAGAAGGAGGGGAGAGAGGGUGGACCGGAUGAGUUGUAGACGAGAAGCAGACCAAUGAUGAGGAAAGUCUAGCGUUAGAUCGAGGUUGUUAGAUUCACUUGGAUGACAAUGUAAAUGAUGCAAACGUAUUCAGUGCU